Molecule: messenger RNA, 1254 nt
Organism: Talaromyces marneffei
Lineage: Eukaryota; Fungi; Ascomycota; Eurotiomycetes; Eurotiales; Trichocomaceae
Exons: 3
Coding region: 1-1254 (417 amino acids)
Molecular function (GO): O-methyltransferase activity
Source: RefSeq, a predicted model, not a curated record
AUGCCUACCUUGACAGAAAUUGCUCAGAACAUCCUCGAAAGUGCUCGUGCGCUUGACGAGUACACUGAAUCUCAUGGGCUAGAGCCCACAUCAUUCACCCAGCAUACUCUACCAACUCUCUCUGGAGAUAUAGAGGUAGUCCGAAAGAAGCUCGUAGGUUCAACCACUGAGCUAAAAGCUCUAGUUCAAGGCCCCAUCGGCCAGCUCUACGAUGUUUUGUUCGCAUUCACGGAUCUUAUGAGCAUUCGCUUCAUCUACCGACAUAAUAUCCCACAUUAUGUUCCCCUCGAAGGCGACAUCUCUAUCCAUAACCUCGCCGAGAAGACCAAGCUAGAUCCUAUCCGGCUCCGGAGAUACCUUCAGCACACCAUGAUGUAUCGCGUAUUCGUCGAGUCCCGCCCGGGAUUCGUUGCCCAUUCUCAAGUUUCCCGUCUCCUAAAAGUCAACCCCGCAGCUCUGGACACCGUGGGUUUCCUCGUCGAAGAGCUCGCGCCGGCAGGGACUAAGGUCAUCGAAGCUGAGGCUAGAUGGCCCGACUCGGCAGAGCCAAACGAGACAGGUUUCAACGUCGAGUUCAAUACCGCCGAUUCAUUCUAUCUGGAGAUCGCAAAGACAAGCGAACGCGCGAGGCGUUUUGGUGCUGCUAUGCGCUUCAUGACCAGCGGGAAUUUUUACGAUAUCUCUCAUCUGGUUCGAGGUUAUGACUGGAAGUCCCUGGACGUGCCAGGUAGCGUUGUGGUGGAUGUUGGAGGUGGUCAAGGCGGCGUAAGUCAGGCUCUUGCUGGAGCAACUUCUAAUAUCCGCUUCGUCGUCCAGGACCUCGAGGGCACGGUCCUUGAAGGCCAGCGCAUCUUGCCUCAGCAUCUUCAGGAUCGUAUCAGCUUCCAAUCCCAUGAUUUCUUUACGCCGCAGCCUGUGAAGCACGCUGAUGUCUACUUCUUCCGUUACAUUUUGCACAACUGGGCAGACAAGUAUGCAAUUCAGAUCCUACGGAACUUGAUCCCGGCGAUGAAAGCCGGAUCUCGUGUGAUAAUCUAUGAAUUCCUCCUACCCGACGUCUCGCAGCCGGAAUGGACGAAGAAACAGUGGCGGAAUCUUGAUAUGAUUCAAAUGUUAGGCUGGAAUUCCCUGGAACGUACAGAAUCGGACUGGCAAUCCCUCUUUGCGUCAGUUGACCCUCGUUUGGAGUUUGUUGGGACGAAGACUCCUGAAGGCAGCAUAGUUUCUCUGGUUGAGGCUGUUUGGCGACCAUAG